GCGGCCUGAGUCUAGGAAGGGGUGGGGCCCAUCGAUGCCAACUCAGCAGCUUCCAGGAGCUCUGAUGGCAUAUAAGGCUCCCAGGUCCUUACAGGGCACCCCGAGGGGAGGGCAUAGACCGUGACCAGGCAGAGAAGCAGCGGACAGAGAGCCGGAGACGGUGAAGGGACUGACAUGGAGGCUGGCGCCCGGGCCUGGGACAGUUGCCUGCUGGACAAGGACACCUUCUUGGAAAACUUCCACCUUGAGUGGUGGCCAAAUAAGGCCUACCUCUGCUACGAGACGGAGCUCCCCAGCGGUGACCCCGGGGUCCCUCUGGGCCAACACAAGGACAUCCUGUGCAAUAAGCAAAUGACACAACCCUUUCCUGCCUCCUCUAUGCUCGGCCUGCCCCGGGGAGGUCAGCCGGACUGCCCCGCGGGGUUGUGCCGGCUGCAGCGGAUCCAGGCCUGGGAGCUGCUUUCUGUCCUGGAGAACAGACACGUGACCCCACACCCCUUCGCCUCCCACCUCUAUACCGAGGAAGGAUUUCAGAAUGGGUUGCGCCUCCUGUGGGGGGCCGGGGCCCGCAUCGCCAUCAUGACCUCCACCGGUCCGUGUGGAGCUCCCGGGGUGGGCGGUGGGCAGGGAGAGGCCUGGGGGGACUGGCUACGAAGGCGUGGGCAGGAGUGGAAUCCCUGGCGGAAGCCUCUGGUGGCUGCACAGGCCAGGCUGACCUGGGACGGCAGGGGACAGCGGAGCGUGCUGGAAGAGAGAGUUGGGGGCAGGAGAGGAGUCUGGAACGGGCCGGAGAAUAGCGGACGUGCAAGAGAGACGUGGGUGGGGUGUCCCGAGAGGAGGGGAAUCCGGCUGGCCGAGACUGCAGGCUGAAGAAAGAGUCCCGGGGGUUAAGGAGUCGCCCGGAGGACAGAGGGCAGCGGCGCCGUUAUGAAGGGCAAAGCCUGUCCCCGAGAGUCAGACACCCUGUGGCCACCCCUGUGGCCCGGCUCUCCUCCUGCCCCGCCCCGCCCCACUGCAGAGUUUGAGCACUGCUGGGAACCCUUCGUGGACAACCAGGGAAGAGCCUUCGAGCCCCGGGACACGCUGGUCUCCCAGAGUCAGGACCUCGCUGAGACGCUGCAGGUCACAGGGAUCUAGAGACCAAAAACCUCCUCCUACAAGCCAUCCUGUCAGCAGCACUGACUGCAAGUGACAGCCACGCUCUGCAAGAGAAGAGGAAGGAGUCUGCUGGAGAGGAACCUCCCCUCUGAGGUCAGGUGGGGGCGGGAGGCUCUCCAGUCCUCACCCCUCCUGACUGGCCUGCCCCGGAGAGGAAGCCAGAGGGAGGGACUUCCAUGCCCAGAAGGCGAGCUCUGCCCCUUCCUGACACAGCGCACGCGGUGCACAGACAAGGGACUGGACGCGCAGGGGACUGGGACCGGCACCCAGGCGGGAUCCCUCCCGCCGCCGGGCUCACCGUGGCCCUCGUGCCAGGCUCCGUGGAAUCCAGACCCUGCUGAGUGGAAUCCCGGCUGCUGGUGGGCGUGCACGAGGCCUUCCCGAAGGACAGCAAG
Molecule: messenger RNA, 1553 nt
Organism: Herpailurus yagouaroundi (jaguarundi)
Lineage: Eukaryota; Metazoa; Chordata; Mammalia; Carnivora; Felidae
Product: DNA dC->dU-editing enzyme APOBEC-3G-like
Exons: 4
Coding region: 175-870 (231 amino acids)
Source: RefSeq, a predicted model, not a curated record